AUGGGGAUUCAAAUUAAAACGAGUGGAGACAUAACAGACAUAUAUUCAGAGAUAAGUAGCUCUCCAGGGACCAAGACGCCCACCUUGGUUGCUAGGCUUAUGGGUCUCGACAUUCUUCCUGAAACCCAUUCACCAUCUUUUUCCUCACAUUUGAAGCCAAUAAGUGGACAUCGGAGGUCAUUGGACAGUUAUAUUCGGGGCACUCGUUCGUUGCCGGAAACUCCGAGGAUUUCGUCUUCUUCGAGGAGGUCGAACGUCGAUCUUCACCACCGGCUCUCGCUUCAGAUCAACAAGGAGAACAUGAGUGCAACCGAGAAGUCGAUGAUCUCUCGUCUCAGAGCGCUUAAGAGGAAAGAGCAUAAUCACGAAGACGAGAACGACAAGAGCCCCGGUCAGUACGCCAGGCAGAUAGUUAAGCAGGUUAAAGCAAGUGUGGGCAGGAAAGUCGGAACGGACAUUACCAACACGGUUCGGAACAGGGAGCAAGCUAGAGAGGAGCUUGUUAGCCAUUUCAAGUACAAGAGCUCCGGCAAACCAUCAAUAGCAGUACCGGCGGCAACAGUUCCGGUGAUCAAAAUGCAGACUCAGCCCGUCAGAGUUUUACAAAAGCCCAAGUUGCUGCCGGUUGAAGAGGAACAAGAUGAGCAGGAAAACCACCAGCACCAGCCACCCAGAGCCACAAGCAAAUGUAAGAAAGUGAAAAGGCCUAAGCAAGAAGAGCCAUUCGUUCGUCCUUCAACAGCCAACAGAAUUCACAUUCCAGACAAGAAAUGUAAGAAAACUCCAUUGUCAAAUGAUCUCCUCAACAUCUUUCCGGUAAAAAAAGAUCCUUCUCCUCCGGCCACGAAAAUCCCUCAAAAACAGGUCUUGGAUGCUGGAAGACCGAAACGUAGCACACAGUUAUCUAGUUGUUCGAGCCAAACGUACAACAAACAAGAAGCGACGUACGUGCACGUUCCCCAACACGAAAACAUCGGCGACAGAUGUAACGACGAUACUACUGCUACAAGCGCCACCACAACAGGCGAAGAAGCAGCGGAAUAUCAUGAGUACAUCGCUAGAAUACUAAGACGUACAGGGCUAGAAAAAGAUACCCCAUUGUCCUUAGCUUCUUGGUUCUCUCCUUCCCGUCCUCUUAACCUUUCCAUUUUUUACUACCUCGAACAUUUCACCGCCUGUAAUAAAACAACCAGUCCCGGUCAACUGACCCUUCGAUGCAACCGAAAAUUAUUGUUCCAUCUCAUUGAUGAAAUCUUGAUUGAAUUUUUGAAGCCGUUUUUCAAUACGAAGCCUUGGGUUAUGAGUGGACUCGGUCGACGUGAAUAUUUUAGUAGCAUGGAUGGGUCUCAACUUAUAGACACAUUGUGUUCGAAAAUCAUGGAGUUUCCUCGAACUGAUUGCCGCGUUCUUGAAGACAUCGAUGCCUUGAUCAGCAAAGAUUUUCCGGAAACGAAGCUCCAGAGUGAGGUGGCGUACGCGGAAGAAGCAGAAGGGGUCGUGUCUGAGAUCGAGAAGGGAAUAUUGGAGGCACUGGUAAAUGAAACGGCGACCGAUUUGGGACUUUGGUGUCCUGGUUUCAACUUCCAAAGGUUGUCGAAUCGAAACGUGGAAAGGGCUGGCCUUUUAGGAUCACAUGCGUCAUUCACGUGAUGAGAUGCUACUCGUUGGGGUCUUUGUGGGACUAUACACGUGGAUGAAAUGGCCAUUAUACCCCUUUUUUUGAUAUAUUUUGUAU
Hibiscus syriacus is the source of this 1735-nucleotide messenger RNA. RefSeq lists its product as uncharacterized. NCBI's taxonomy places the organism in Eukaryota, Viridiplantae, Streptophyta, Magnoliopsida, Malvales, Malvaceae. The record is from RefSeq and is a predicted model, not a curated record. The transcript has 2 exons. Bases 1 to 1650 code for a protein of 549 amino acids.